Messenger RNA from Oenanthe melanoleuca, 4113 nucleotides. RefSeq names its product ADP ribosylation factor like GTPase 14 effector protein (gene ARL14EP). Lineage: Eukaryota; Metazoa; Chordata; Aves; Passeriformes; Muscicapidae. Bases 2191 to 2973 code for a protein of 260 amino acids. The transcript is spliced from 3 exons. The record is from RefSeq and is a predicted model, not a curated record. Gene Ontology annotation, cellular component: intracellular membrane-bounded organelle.
GUCUUUUUUUUCCUUAGAAGAUAAAUUGAGUUUCUCAAUAACAAUGUUGUUCCAAGAGUCCUGACUUACAAUCCAUGUGCAAAUUUUGGAAAUUCAGGCCAUCACUUGUACACACUUAGUGUGUUUCAGCCACACACACAAACCCCACCUUCCACAGCAGGAAUCAGUCAAAAAUUCUCAUGGGCACUUGGAGCAGAUUUGAUGCAGAGCCUGUAACAGACUUCUUUGAGUAAAGUUAUUUGGUAUUGCCUAAAUUGCUGUUAAAAUGUUAACUCAGCUGCACUGAACUUUGGUCAUUUACAGUUCUAGUUACCUUGGCUUGAAACCCAAACUUUGUGCAGUUAAUAAAAAAGAUUAAUUAUAAUUAGAGCUGGUUCACUGAGGUGGUUAAGUUUGAUAGGUGAUCUUUUAAAAAAUUUCAAAUAAUUCAAAGUCAGUGCUGCAGUAAAAGUGUGUAAAUAGGCAAAGGCACUGGAACUUUUGUGUAGUAAAACUUCCCACAGUGGGUGCUCAGCAGCCACUGAAAACAAGAAUUUUUAAAUUUCAUUGACAUCUGCCCUUCUUGUGUGUAUUAGUCAGUGCAGGUCUGAAAAGCUCAAAAGUUCAGGAGUUAACUCAGCCUACAGAAAUUUGAGUGAGGAAGAGUUCAAAUGGCCUAGCAAUUAGGAGUACACUAGGUCUGGCCCUAAAAAUACAGGAUUUGGGUUUUGACCUGAGAAAUCAGUGUUAAUUAUAAGAAUACUUAAAUCUUUGUAUUGUCAGAUCACUUGCAAAAAAACAGAACAGUUUGCAUUGUUUUCAGGAUGAAACACACACAUUCUUUUCUGCAAACUGAGGUUUAAAGCAUUUUAUGUAGUGCCUUUACAUUCAGGAUUUUUGUGCCUCUCUUUUUCUUACUUUAAUUUAAAUGUGAGAGUUGCAGCAUUCCUAGCAAUAGGCUGAGAAAACUUGUUUAAAAAUGGUCAUUCAGUUAUAAUCAACUGUGUCUCAAAUCAGAUAUAAAAUUACAUUUUCAGACAAGUUUACUGGCCCACAUAAAACUCUCAGAUGAUUAAUAUUUGCAUCAGUUAAAUCACUAGAAAAAUAUCAUGUCCUAUGCAAGAUCUUUCAAUUGCUGUGCAUACAGUUUAAUGUAUGGAAAUGUGUAAUUGCUUCAUAUAAGCAGAUAUAAACAUCUGCUUCAGAAAAAGUGAAGUAUUGCAGUCAAGAGCAUUACUGCUGCAAAAAUGCUCCAACCAGUGGCUUUUCAGAUUAAUUCUAAAAAUCCUUUUGACUUACCAUUCUCUUUUAAGCUCUUAUACUUCCAUGUUUAUAUUUUUAUGUAUUGGCUAAACUUACACUUUUUUUUUUUAUGUCAUUAGAUUGUGUGUGAUGCUAUUUCAUUUUAUUGGAUUGAAAGUAGAAUCCCAGACUCUUCAGCACCAGACAACUAAAAUACUUUUAUUGAUUAAAAGGCCAUAUUAGCCUGUUCAGUGGUUAGAACAGAUAAAUGUGUGUUGUGGUUUAACCCCAGCUGGCAAGUAAACACCACACAGCCAUUCACUCACCCCUCCUCACUGAGGGAGGAUCAGAAGGACAAAGGUGAGAAAGUUGGGGGUUGAGAUAAAAACAGCUUAAUAAUGGAAAGAUGGUUUAAAAAAUAUUGUAAAGAAAAUGAAAAAAUAAAAAAAAAACCAAAAUCAAAAGAGAGUUUGGUCCCAAAUCCAAAACGCCAGCUACUGUGAAGAAUUUAACUCUAUCCCAGACACAACCAGUACACUGCUUUUCCAUUUUUUUGGGUUUUGGUUGCAGAAUACGGUGUAGGUGAACAUAAACAUCCCAAUUAAGCUACACUCUGUAAUUUAAGAAAGUAAUGCUACUAAACAUUUUGUAUAAAUACUUACUAUAGCAAAAAAAAACCAAAAUAAAAACAAAGAAAAAAAAAGCCUCUGAAAGGAAUAGAAAUGCAUGGUUUAAUUCCAGAAGAAAUUUAGUAUUUUUAGUUUUGUCUGGACUAGAACACUAUAAUUUUUUUGCAUGUUUUUUUAAAUUACUUAAAUCCAGUAUGUCAGGCUUAUGGAUAAAAGUUUGCACUGUGAAUCUGAUUGAUUUUAAUGCUUCCCCUAGGGUGACCUUCACAGAAACUCCUGAAGGCUUCAAAGAACCCAUUUUAGGCAAAAUAAAGGAAAUAAGUUGUUCUGAUAAAGUAAAAUGGAUCCUUGUUCAGUUGGGGCUCAGCUUCAAGCUACCAACGAAUGCCACAAGACCUACUACACCCGUCACACUGGCUUCAAGACUAAACAGGAUAUAUCUUCAUCUGACCUCCUGCUGCUGCAGCUUAGGACUGGCAUAACUCUGUCAGAGAGCAACACAAUCUGCUUCCACCAUGCAAAAAUUUACAUUGAGAGAUUUGAAGACUUACAAAAAUCCUGUUGUGAUCCCUUUAACAUCCACAGAAAACUAUCCAAGAAAAACCUGCGAGCAAUUGACUUAGAUGAUGCAGCUUUUCUGAGUGCCAAGUUUGGAAGGCAGUUUGUUCCUGGUUGGAAGCUUUGUCCCAAAUGCAUGCAGAUAAUAAAUGGAACUGUGGAUGUGGAACCUGAGGAGCGACAAAGGAGAAAACUGGAUCCAGAUGGGCGUACAGCUAAGGCUUUAAAGUCACUCCAGUUUGCUAACCCAGGACGGCAGACUGAGUUCACUCCAGAGACCAGUAAAAGGGAAAAGAGAAGGCUGCAAACAAAAAUAUCAAUGUUUAAUUCAGACAGGCAGGUGAUCCCAGCCAAGAGCAAGGUGUAUGACAGCCAGGGCCUGCUGCUGUACAGUGGGAUGGACCUGUGUGACUGCCUGGACGAGGACUGCCUGGGCUGCUUCUACGCCUGCCCCAAGUGCGGCUCCAACAAGUGCGGCACCGAGUGCCGCUGCGACCGCAAGUGGCUCUACGAGCAGAUCGAGAUCGAGGGGGGAGAGAUCAUCAGGAACAAGCACGUGGGCUAGUGUGUGUGUGCACAGCCUCAGCUGCCUGUGCUCCCUGCUUUGCCACCACACAGCACAGGCAGUGCCCAGCAGUGGCGUGGCAGCUGUGGGAACUUGUCACCGCCCGCUCUCGGUGUGACUGGGGACACGGCCCUACUGCUGCUUGUCACACUUGAGUUACAUUGUGCUAAGGCUUCAGGUAAGAUCUCACUGAACAGCUGUCUUCAAGUGCAGAAUGCUAAAUUCUAAUGCAAACUGUCCUGAGCCACUCACUGUUCUUUCAUACAUUGUUUCAUAGAAUGAACCAUCUCCAUGUAUCCCUCGUUUCUCCUCAAAUCCAGGAUCUCCAUCUGUUGUAUGUGAAAUGCUAUGAAAGUUCUCAUUGAAUUUACAUGCAGUAUUAGUAAAGGUCUCUUUCUAGUAUUAAUAGUGAAUGCUGUAUCUUCUACAGAGUAUUGAAGCUACAUCUGAUCAAUCCAAUCCUGUUCACUUUAAAAGGAGUCAAAAGCAUUUAGGUGUUCAGAUCUCAUCCCAGUUGCUGGGAUUUGAGAUCAGGUUAUCCUUACGAAUUCAUAAGAAUAUUAAUUCAUAUUCAAAUACUGAAAUUAGCCUGUCAAGGCAUUGUGAUUACUUUGUUGGUUUCUGUAGAACAAAAUUAAAAUAAUUUUGCUCUGUUAUCAGUCUGUAAUUGGACUGAACCAGUAUUUCAACAGCCUGUUUCAACCCUGUUUCAACCCUGUUUUUUUCACUUUACUGGUUUUAAAGGUUUCUAUGCAGCUGAAAUGAACAUGAAUGUCUGUUUCCAAAGCAAGGUUAUCUAGACUGUUACCAAAAAAACCCAGAUGAAUGGGAAGUACCUUUGGUUGAUACAUUAUCUGUCCUCAUAAUAUUAAACUUUUACUCUCUUACAAGGGUUAUUGAAAAGAUUUUAUAAAUGAAGUCUUAGUAACAUUUUUUUCUUUGCAUUUUUGUUGUGUUUUGUAUAAAUUUCCUGUUCUUCGGUGACUUGGAAGCUCUGCGUGUUUGUUGGGUCACAUUUUUUCAAUGAUACUGUUAACUUCUUGAAGAUUUACUUGGGAAAGUUGUAUAUUCUUGCUGUGUGCUCAGCAGAUUUUUUUUUCUGUUCUGGUGUCAUGAAUGUUGCAUUGCCAAAAUCCAAAG